AUGCUGUCCGAAAGUCAAUUUGAUAUUUUAGAUAGUUUAGAUUUAUAUAGUAACGAUAAUGAAAAACCUUUCGGUCGUUGCCCAGGCUGCAAAAAAACUUGCUAUGCUCUAGCUUGGUGUGAUACAUGCGAUCGAAAAGCACUUGUUGAUAAAUUUGAAAAUAAAGAUAUAUUAUUAUUAAUUCAGGAAUCUCAAAGAUGGGCUACGGAUUAUUACAAUUAUUUGGAAUUCAUCCCUUACAAUCAUUUUAAAGAUAUUAAAUAUAUAGGAGAAGGUGGUUUUGAAGCAAUUCCUAAGGCGACUUGGCUUGAUGGAAGUAGAAUCGCAAAUGGUUUCGGAGAAAUUUCUAAGGCGACUUGGAAUGAUGGCGUUAGAAUCAUAAAAAAAGUUAAUGGAACUUGGAAAAAAACUCGUAGUGAGCCAUGUGCCAUUGUAUUAAAGGAGAUUAAGGAAUCAGGAAAUAUUGAUCAAGACUACAUUGAUGAGGUGAUUUUCAAUAUUUAUCCAAUCCUAAAUAAUUGCAGAUAUUAUGGAAUUACACAAAACCCAAUUACAAAGAAUUUCUCAUUAAUAAUGGAUUAUCCACAUUUCGGUUCUUGCUCAAAUUGUAACAAAGAAUUCCAUGCCCCUGAUUGGUGCAAUACAUGCGAUCGAAAAGCACUUAUUGAUAAAUUUGAUAUGUGGUCGUCAGGAAAUGAAAAUAUUGAUCUAUUAAUUCAGAAUAAUGAUAUUUGGUAUAAAACUCGUAGUAAACCAUAUGUCGUUUCAUUAAAAGAGAUAAAGGAAUCAGAAAAUAUUGAUCAAGACUACAUUAAUAAGGUAUUAUCAUUUAUUUGUAAUUUAAAAGCCGAAUUUGAUUUUUACAGUUCAAAUAGGAAAGACCGAUUGAAGUGGCAGAAAAAACUUCAGUAUUUGUAUUUUAUUUGUAACGGCAUACGUGGCAUUCAUCAGCUUAACUACGUACAUGGUGAUAUUCAUUGUGGGAAUAUACUUUUAAAAUAUACCAGUGAUAUCUGCAUCACAGAUCUUGGUUUGUCUCGACCUGCAAAUUCUAAAGAAGCAUCUCAAAAUAAAUCAUCUGAUGAUCCUCCUGCGGGAAAUAUUCCAUACUUAGCACCAGAGUUAUUAAAGAAAUAUCCCAAAUCAAAAGCAUCUGAUAUUUAUGCAAUUGGUAUUCUAAUGACUGAAUUUGCCUCGCAUGAUCGUGCCUUUGAAAAUUACAAUAGCACUGAUCUCAAAAUUGACAUUUACCGCGGUGAACGACCUAAAUUCCCUCCUGAGACGCCAAACUGCUAUGUCGAAUUAAUGAAAGAGUGUCUAGAUGAUGAUCCAAACAAACGUCCGACCGCCGAGAAAUUAGUGAAAUCUAUUUCAGGAUGGCUCAAAUCUGAUUGGAAAUCAAAAUCCAAUCUAUUUAAUAUUGCUGAUAAGCAAUGGAAUCGCAAUGUAUCUAAAGGUUAA
Funneliformis caledonium is the source of this 1461-nucleotide messenger RNA. NCBI's taxonomy places the organism in Eukaryota, Fungi, Glomeromycota, Glomeromycetes, Glomerales, Glomeraceae. The record is from the annotation of a GenBank genome assembly.